AUGAGGGGUAUUAAUAAUACCCUCAAGCAAGGCAAAGUUUUCAAAAGAUUAGAGAGCCAUGGGGUGGAUGUGGUUUACCUCAUGGAGACUAGAAUUAGAAGUAUUAACAUUUCCAUGUGGGUUGCCAUCUUGUCUGAUGAGUGGAAUUAUUUGGCCAAUUAUGAUUUUGUUGAUGGUGGUAGAAUCUGGGUUUUAUGGAAGAAGAGGAUUUCAGUUUCUGUUGUUGGAGGAUCUGACCAAGCCCUUUCCAUUUUAGGUGAAGCUGUUGGUCAUAGUGUUAUGAUUAUUGUAGUUUAUUGCAUUAACAACAAUCUAGCUAGGAGGGGCCUGUGGGAUUACUUAAGAAGCUUGGAGAGUGUUGUUGGUAAUUAUCCUUGGGUUAUUGGUGGGGACUUCAACGUUGUAGAUGUGGCCCAUGAGAGUUAUGAUUAUCCUAUAAUGGGAUCACAUUCCUUACCUGACAUAGAAGAGCUUCAAGGUUGCAUGGAAGACUUGGAGCUACAAGAUCAUCCCUUUGUAGGGCCUCUCUUUACUUGGUCUAACAAGCAAGAUGGCUCCUACUUGGCUAGAAAGCUGGAUAGAAUUCUUGUCAACCCACAAUGGAUGCAUGAGUUUCCAAUUUCCUUUGCUGAGUAUAAAGCUCCUGGAGUAUCAGAUCACUGCCUGGGGUUAAUUUGGACUCAGAAAGAGGCCAAGAUCCAUAAGCCGAAACCAUUUAAAAUUUUCAACUGUUGGGCUACAAAUGAGAAUUUUCUUAGUAGUGUUAAGGCUUCUUGGGUGGAAUUCAGUGAUGGUAAUGCUAUGCAGGUGUUGAAUAGAACUCACUUCUCAGACAUUUCUGCUAGAGUGAAAGCCAAAAGAGCUGAGCUGGAGCAAAUUCAGCUCUCUAAUCUUACUGAUGUGAAUCAUGUUGGGAUGGAGGUAGAGAAGAGAGUUCAAUCUGAAUUAGUUGACCUAGAAAUAGCAGAACUGGACAUCUACAGGAAGAGAGAUAAGGUCUAUUGGUUGGAAAAAGCACCAUCCGAAUACUAA
Molecule: messenger RNA, 1032 nt
Organism: Hibiscus syriacus
Lineage: Eukaryota; Viridiplantae; Streptophyta; Magnoliopsida; Malvales; Malvaceae
Exons: 2
Coding region: 1-1032 (343 amino acids)
Molecular function (GO): catalytic activity
Source: RefSeq, a predicted model, not a curated record